UUGCAACUUGCAACAACCUGCAACCAUGGUUGCUGUGUAAGACAGCUUUUUCGCAGCCGCGAUUUCGAUGCAGCGCACACUUGUACUUGGUUCGUUCCUGCAGGCCACAGCGGAGCCAUGGAGCGCCGCAGAUGUUCAGGUUUUGUCCAAUGCAGGGCACAACUGCAAAGAAGUGCAUGAGUCUGUUCUGCGACUGGUCGAUGUCUCCAGCUUGGAGGUGGGAAAUGCAUUUCACCACUUCGUGGACAGUGUUCCGAUGCUGUUGCAGCAAUUGGAACAACUCUCCGAAGAUGAUGAACGUGGCCCAGUUUAUGGCCAGCUCUUUCCAAAUGUCAUGGUGGUGUUGCAGCUCAGUUUGAAGGCACUUCAAUUGUUGGGGCUGGCUGCUGUGAUGCAUAGGCCCUGCUUUCAGUCCUCCGUUCGUCUCCUGCUGGGACGGAGUUUGCAACCGCUGCAGCAAGCCUUACAGCAGCAGGUCUCCACAAUGUGGUGGAUGUUCGACAUCGGCCAGUUUUCGAACACCAACAGCCCAGCGAAACACUUGCAGGCGUUGCUUCGCUGCCUGGAAAAGGCUGAGGCUUUAUUCGCAGGUCUUCGGGAGGCAUUGCCUGAGGAGCUUCCGCGUUCAGAGCACUUCUGGGGCCAUCAGGAGCAUGGCAUGUUCAUGAACUCCACGGUCAUCUAUCGGACGCUUUUCCCAGAGUCAGCAAUUCUGGACAAAGGGCUGCUUCGCUACUUGCUUCGUCUCUUGCCACGAGACACACGUCUUGGCGAUUUCGGAGCUUUAGACGGGCAGUACUCCAGGUGGCUGAACGACACAGGGUGGGUCACAGCCUUUGCCUUUGAUGGUGUCACCGGUGUCACAGAGAUCACAAAUGGUGCUGUGACUCAGGUCGAUCUGGCUGAAAAGUUGGAGAUAGAUUGGUACCCAGAGCCUUUCGAUUGGGUCAUGUGCUUGGAGGUGGCAGAACACAUCCCUCCUGAGCACGAGGAGCAGUUCUUGCAAAAUCUAGGCAGGCACGCCUCUCAGGGCUUAGUCUUGGCGAAGGUCACGUCAACUGCCAGGAGCUCGAGGAGUCCAGACAGCGCGUGGAGGCGUUGGGCUUCAAGCAAGACACUGCUGCAACAGAAGCCUUGCGAAGUGCCUCCGAGAUUCCUUGGAUAGCUGCUUCUGUCGCAAUAUAUCGUCGAAUUCUC
Messenger RNA from Durusdinium trenchii, 1197 nucleotides. The record is from the annotation of a GenBank genome assembly. Lineage: Eukaryota; Dinophyceae; Suessiales; Symbiodiniaceae.